UUUUUACGAGAGCAGAGAGCGGCUUUGGUCAUUUCUCCGUCAAAUUAAUCAAUAUUGAGUUCAAACAAAUAAAGGUUUCAUACGAUGGGAGACAAGAAGAGCCCCACAAGGUACAAUUACAUGUUUAUCUAGAAAAAUUACCACUUGUAAACCGAGCAUGCGACCAAUGGAUGCGUAGCGGUUGUUACAUUGUAGCUUCAUGGCGGCUGACUGGCUCUUUUAUGCCGGGGCUACCGUGUGUCAAAUAGAAGAACUUUAACGUUACCUAGUAAAUCUGACCAUACGGCUCAGAUAAGAGUCAUUUGUAUUGUUGUGUUUUUGUACAAAUACACAUCCAUGAAUGUUACCUAAAAUGGCUAUGCUGACACUGUCGCGCCCCUUCUGUCUGUCUGUCUGUUUGUUUUGUUUGAAGGCCGAAGCGGCAACCCAAGCCCUCUUCUGACGAUGGAUACUGGGACUGUAGCGUAUGUACUUUCAGGAACACCGCCGAAGCUUUCAAGUGCAUGAUGUGCGAUGUCAGAAAGGGAACGUCAACCCGGUAAGAAGGGUUUACACUAGUUACCACAUCCACAAAGUCGAAAUUGUCUAUCAUAACAAUUCAUGAAAAUAUACAUUUGCUUUUUGGUCUUAAUUUAAGGUUAGGCAUAAGGUUAGCAGUGUGGUUGAGGUUAGGUUUAGGUAUAAAAUCACAUUUUAAUAAGAUACAUUCCUUCCAGUUCUCUGCUGCCAAUGACUGGAACGAACUUCAAAAAUCUCUGAAGCUGGAGACUCUUAUCUCCCUCACUAACUUUAAGCAUCAGUUGUCAGAGCAGCUUACCGAUCACUGCACCUGUACACAGCCAUUCUGAAAUUAGCCCACCCAAGUACCUCAUCCCCAUAUUGUUAUUUAUUUAGCUAAUUUGCACCCCAGUAUCUCUAUUUGCACAUCAUCUUUUGCACAUCUAUCAUUCCAGUGUUAAUACGAAAUUGUAACCAUUUUGCACUAUGGCCUAUUUAUUGCUUUACCUCCAUAACUUACUACAUUCGCACACACGGUGUAUAUAUUUUCUGGUGUAUUUUUGACUUUAUGUUCUGUUUACCCCAUAUGUAACUGUGUUGUUGUUUUUAUCGCACUGCUUUGCUUUAUCUUGGCCAAGUCGCAGUUGUAAAUGAGAACUUGUUCUCAAUUGGCUUAUCUGGUUAAAUAAAGGUGAAAUAAACUAAAUAAAAAAGAAGUAGGUGGGGUAACUAGUGACGAUCGGUAAGAAGUCCAGACAGUUGAUGUCCAAUCAAAUACAAUUUUAUUGGCCACAUGCGCCGAAUACAACAGGUGUAGACAUUACAGUGAAAUGCUUACUUACAGCCCUUAACCAACUGCAUUUAUUUUUAAAUAAAAAAGUAAAAUAAAACAACAACAAAAAAGUGUUGAGGAAAAAAAGAGCAGAAGUAAAAUAAAAUAACAGUAGGGAGGCUAUAUAUACAGGGGGGUACCGGUGCAGAGUCAAUGUGCGGGGGCACCGGCUAGUUGAGGUAGUUGAUGUAAUAUGUACAUGUGGGUAGAGUUAAAGUGACUAUGCAUAAAUAAUUAACAGAGUAGCAGCAGUGUAAAAAGAUGGGGUGGGGGUGGGGGGGCAGUGCAAAUAGUCUGGGUAGCCAUGAUUAGCUGUUCAGGAGUCUUAUGGCUUGGGGGUAGAAGCUGUUGAGAAGUCUUUUGGACCUAGACUUGGCACUCCGGUAUUGCUUGCCGUGUGGUAGCAGAGAGAACAGUCAAUAACUAGGGUGGCUGGAGUCUUUGACAAUUUUGAGGGCCUUCCUCUGACACCGCCUGGUAUAGAGGUCCUGGAUGGCAGGAAGCUUGGCCCCAGUGAUGUACUGGGCCGUACGCACUACCCUCUGUAGUGCCUUGUGGUCGGAGGCCGAGCAGUUGCCAUACCAGGCGGUGAUGCAACCGGUCAGGAUGCUCUCGAUGGUGCAGCUGUAGAAUUUUUUGAGGAUCUGAGGACCCAUGCCAAAUCUUAUCAGUCUCCUGAGGGGGAAUAGGCUUUGUCGUGCCCUCUUCACUACUGUCUUGGUGUGUUUGGACCAUGAUAGUUUGUUGGUGAUGUGGACACCCAAGGAACUUGAAGCUCUCAACCUGUUCCACUACAGCCCCGUCGAUGAGGAUGGGGGCGUGCUCAGUCCUCUUUUUUUUCCUGUAGUCCACAAUCAUCUCCUUUGUCUUGGUCACGUUGAGGGAGAGGUUGUUAUCCUGAUCAGGCCUACCACUGUUGUGUCGUCGGCAAACUUAAUGAUGAUGUUGGAAUCGUGCCUGGCCAUGCAGUCAUGGGUGAACAGGGAGUACAGGAGGGGACUGAGAACACACCCCUGAGGGGCCCCCGUGUUGAGGAUCAGUGUGGCCCGUCAGGAAGUCCAGGAUCCAGUUACAGAGGGAGGUGUUUAGUCCCAGGAUCCUUAGCUUAGUGAUGAGCUUUGAGGGCACUAUGGUGUUGAAUGCUGAGCUGUAGUCAAUGAAUAGCAUUCUCACGUAGGUGUUCCUCUUGUCCAGGUGGGAAAGGGCAGUGUGGAGUGCAAUAGAGAUUGCAUCAUCUGUGGAUCUGUUGGGGUGGUAUGCAAAUUGGAGUGGGUCUAGGGUUUCUGGGAUAAUGGUGUUGAUGUGAGCCAUGACCAGCCUUUCAAAGCACUUCAUGGCUACAGACGUCAGUGCUACGGGUCGGUAGUCAUUUAGGCAGGUUAUCUUAGUGUCCUUUGGCACAGGGACUAUGGUGGUCUGCUUGAAACAUGUUGGUAUUACAGAAUCAGUCAGGGACAUGUUGAAAAUGUCAGUGAAGACACUUGCCAGUUGGUCAGCACAUGCUCGGAGUACACGUCCUGGUAAUCCGUCUUGUGAAUGUUGACCUGCUUAAAAGUCUUACUCACAUUGGCUACGGAGAGCGUGAUCACAUAGUCAUCUGGAACAGCUGGUGCUCUCAUGCAUGCUUCAGUGUUGCUUGCAUAGAAGGGGUUUAGCUCGUCUGGAAGUCUUGUGUCACUGGGCUGCUCGCGGCUGUGCUUCCCUUUGUAGUCUGUAAUAGUUUUCAAGCCCUGACACAUCUGACGAGCGUCAGAGCUGGUGUAGUACGAUUCAAUCUUAGUCCUGUACUGACUCUUUGCCUGUUUGAUGGUUCGUCGGAGGGCAUAGCGGGAUUUCUUAUAAGCGUCCGGGUUAGAGUCCCGCUCUUUGAAAGCGGCAGCUCUACCCUUUAGCUCAGUGCGGAUGUUGCCUGUAAUCCAUGGCUUCUGGUUGGGGUAUGUACGUACGGUCACUGUGGGGACGAUGUCAUCGAUGCACUUAUUGAUGAAGCCAGUGACUGAUGUGGUGUACUCCUCAAUGCUAUCUGAAGAAUCCCGGAACAUUUUCAGUCUGUGCUAGCAAAACAGUCCUGUAGCUCAGCGUCUGUGUCAUCUGACCACUUUUUUAUUAACCGAGUCACUGGUGCUUCCUGCUUUAGUUUUUGCUUAUAAGCAGGCAUCAGGAGGAUAGAGUUAUGGUCAGAUUUGCCAAAUGGAGGGCGAGGGAGAGCUUUGUAUGGAGUAAAGGUGGUCUAGAGUUUUUUUUCCUCUGGUUGCACAUUUAACAUGCUGGUAGAAAUUAGGUAGAACAGACUUUUGGAUGUAAACGUAUUGUGCAGCUGACGCUACAACCGAGGACUCAUAAAUAAUUGUAAUUGUAGCCCAAAUUCAAGUGGUUAUUUUGAAUGAGACAUUUCUAAUUUGGGGACAUUAUUUGCCAGAUUCUAUGUUCUGGCAGAUUGUGUCAAAUAUGUUGUUUUUAUCAAUACAGGGAUAAAACAACAAGUUUGAACCCUUCUAAAUGACAUUUCUCAGUAACAUUUCUCAAGAUGUCAUGAGCCAUGCACAGAACUUUUAUAUUUACAUAAGUAUUCAGACCCUUUGCUAUGAGACUCAAAAUUGAGCUCAGGUACAUCCUGUUUCCAUUGAUCAUCAUUGAGAUGUUUCUACAACUUGAUUGGAGUCCACUUGUGGUAAAUUCAAUUGAUUGGACAUGAUUAGUCCCCUGUAGCUCAGUUACAUUUACAUUUUAGUCAUUUAGCAGACGCUCUUAUCCAGAGCGACUUACAGUUAGUGAAUACAUUAUUAUUUUUUGUAUUUGUAUUUUUAAUUUUGUAUACUGCCCCCCCCCGUGGGAAUCGAACCCACAACCCUGGCGUUGCAAACGCCAUGCUCUAUCAACUGAGCUACAUCCCUGCCGGCCAUUCCCUCCCCUACCCUGGACGACGCUGGGCCAAUUGUGCGUCGCCCAUGACUCUCCCAGUCGCGGCCGGCUGCGACAGAGCCUGGAUUCGAACCAGGAUCUCUAGUGGCACAGUUAGCACUGCGAUGCAGUGCCUUAGACCACUGCGCCACUCAGGAGUACAGUUGGUAGAGCAUGGCACGUGCAACGCCAGGGUUGUGGGUUUGUUUCCCACGGGGGGCCAGUAUGAAAAUUUAUGCACUCACUAACUGUAAGUCGCUCUGGGUAAGAGCGUCUGCUAAAUGAAUAAAAUGUAAAAUUUGGAAAGGCACACAACUGUCUAUAUAAGGUCCCACAGUUGACAGUGCAUGUCAGAGCAAAAACCAAGCGAUGAGGUCGAAGGAAUAGUCCGUAGAGCUCAGAGAAAGGAUUGUGUCGAGGCACAGAUCUGGGGAAGGGUACAAACAAUUUCUGCAGCAUUGAAGGACCCCAAGAACACAGUGGCCAUCAUUCUUAAAUGGAAGAAGUUUGGAACCACCAAGACUAUUCCUAGUGCUGGCUACCCGGCCAAACUGAGCAAUCGGGGGAGAAUGGCCUUGGUCAGGGAGGUAACCAAGAACCCAAUGGUCACCCUGACAGAGUUAGAGUUCCUCUGUGCAGAUAGGAGAACCUUCCAGAAGGACAACCAUCUCUACAGCACUCCACCAAUCAGGCCUUUAUGGUAGAGUGGCCAGACGGAAGCCACUCCUCAGUAAAAGGCACAUGACAGCCCACUUGGAGUUUGCUAAAAGGCACCUAAAGACUCUCAGACCAUGAGAAAUUAGAUUUUCUGGUCUGAUGAAACCAAGAUCGAACUCUUUGGCCUGAAUGCCAAGCAUAACUUCUGGCGGAAAUCUGGCACCAUCCCUACGGUGAAGCAUGGUGGUGGCAGCAUCAAGCUGUGGGGAUGUUUUUCACCUGCAGGGACUGGGAGACACAGCCAAGACAACGCAGGAGUGGCUUCGGGACAAGUCUCUGAAUGUCCUUGAGUGGUCCAGCCAGAGCCCGGACUUGAACCUGAUCGAACAUCUCUGGAGAAACCUGAAAAUAGCUGUGCAGCAACUUUCCCCAUCCAACCUGACAGAGCUUGAGAGGAUCUGCAGAGAAGAAUGGGAGAAACUCCCCAAAUACAGGUGUGCAAAGCUUGUAGCUUCAUACCCAACAAGACUCGAGGCUGUAAUCGCUGCCAAAGGUGCUUCAAAUAAGUACUGAGUAAAGGGUCUGAAUACUUAUGCAAAUGUGAUAUUUCAAAUCAAAUGACAUUUUAUUUGCCAUAUGCGCCAAAUACAACAGGUGUAGACCUUACAGUGAAAUGCUUACAAGCCCUUAACCAACAAUGCAGUUUUAAGAAAAAUUAAACAUAAGUGUUAAGUAAAAAAUAAAAAUGGCAAAUAAUUAAAGAGCAGCAAUCAAAUAAUGUGAAUGUUGACCUGCUUACAUUUUUUUAUUUUCAAUUAGCAACAAUUUCUAAAAUCCUGUUUUUGCUUUGUCAUUAUGGGGUAUUGUGUGCAGAUUGAUAAAAAAAACUUUCGCUUUAACCUAACAACAUUUUGAAAAAGUAAACGGGUCUGAAUACUUUAUGAAGGCACUGUAUGUACCUGCUGCUCAUGGCUUAAUAUCCAAUAUUAAUAAUCACUUCUCUGUUUUUAGGAAGCCUCGCCCUGUCUCCCAAAUGGUUGCCCAGCAAGUCACUCCGCAGUUUGCUUCACCCACACAACCUAAAAAAGAGAAGAAGGAGAAAUCCGAGAAAGAGAAGAGUGAAAAGGAACCAACACUGAAAAAGAACAGCCACAAGAAGAUGAGGUAAGGAGGAAACUGUUUGAACAACAUAUUCACAAAGAUACUAUGAAUGUUGGAGAAUAUUUUAAUAAUCUCAUUUAAUUGCGAUGAUUUACAUGAUUACUACAUUCUAUCAAAGUCAUUCACAGGUUCCAAGUGACCCCUCCUAUUGUUAGUACCCUAACUAGCCAUACUAUUGACUCUCCUCUUGUGCUAUUAAUGACAAUAUACAGUGGGUAUCAUAAGUAUUCACCCCCCCCUUAGAUGUUUUCACAUUUUGUUGCGUUAUAGUGGGAUUGAAAUAGAUUUAAUUGUUUUUUUUCUUCUUCAUCGAUCUACACAAGAUACUCCAUAAUGUUGAAGUAAAAAGAACAUUCUCAAAAUGUGUACUAAUUAAUAUCUUUUAAAUAAAAUAAAUAUAGUCUUUGCGUAAGUAUUCAGCCCCUUUGUUUAGGCAAGCCUAAAUUAGUUCAGGAGUAAAAUGUGGCUUAACAAAUUACAUAAUAAGUUACAUGGAACCACUCUGUGUGAAAUAAAUUAUUUUUGAAUGAUUACCCUUUCCUCUUUCCCUGAUACAUACAGUACCAGUCAAAAGUUUGGAUACACCUACUCAUUCCAGGGUUUUACUUUAUUUUUUACUAUUUUCUACAUUGUAGAAUAAUAGUGAAGACAUCAAAACUAUGAAAUAACACAUAUGGAAUCAUGUAGUAACCAAAAAAGUGUUUCUUUUGAGAUUCUUCAAAUAGCCACCCUUUGCCUUGAUGACAGCUUUGCACACUCUUGGCAUUCUCUCAACCAGCUUCAUGAGGAAUGCUUUUCCAACAGUCUUGAAGGAGUUCCCACAUAUGCUGAGCACUUGUUGGCUGCUUUUCCUUCACUCUGCGGUCAUCCAGAGUCACAUGUAUUUAUUUUCCAAGCUAUGGCACACUAUUUUACAUACAGCAGGUUUUUAAAGGACCAAAGAGUUUGGUCUACUUUGUGUAUUCAUUUUUGGCAUGUAAAAAAUAUUGCAAGACUGGUAUCGUCCCGGGCCUAGAUGUAGAAUCACGUGAAAAAUGUCGGCAGUCAGACGUCUACAGCGGGUGUUCCCUAAAACACAGGGCGCUGAACGAUCGGCAGGGGAACGCUAGAUUCACAUUCGGUGUGAGCCCUUACCCAAGAAAACGUACCGCUCUAAUCGCUGCCAAAGCUGUUUCUAACAGGGUGGUGAAUACUUAUCUUAUCAAGGUUCACUGAAUAUACAAAACAUUAAGAACACCUGCUCUUUCCAUGACACUGACCAGGUGAAGGCGCUGAUCCCUUUUUGAUGUCACUUGUUAAAUCCACUUCAAUCAGUGUAGAUGAAGGGGAGGAGACCGGUUAAAGAAGGAUUUUUAAGCCUUGAGACAGUUGAGACAUGGAUUGUGUAUGUGUGAAAGUCAGAGGAUGAAUGGGCAAGACAAAAGAUCUAAGUGCCUUUGAACGGGGUAUGGUAGUAGGUGCCAGGCGCACCGGUUUGUGUCAAGAACUGCAAUGCUGCUGGAUUUUUCAUGCUCAACAGUUUCCCGUGUGUAUCAAGAAUGGUCCGCUACCCAAAGGACAUCCAGCCAACUUGACAGAACUGUGGGAAGCAUUGGAGUCAACAUGGGCCAGCAUCCCUGUAGAAUGCUUUCGACACCUUGUAGAUUCCAUUCCCUGACGAAUUGAGGCUGUUCUAUGGGGCAAAAGGGGGGGAGGGUGCAACUCAAUAUUAGGAAGGUGUCCUUAAUGUUUUGUACACUCAGUGUAUAUAAGUAUUUUAUUUGUCAUAAAUCAUUUUCAUUUUUCUAAUCAUUUUGAUGAGUAUUUUGUGUGGAUCGUUGACCAAAAAAUUACAAUUUAAAUACAUUUUAAUCACACUUUGUAAGACAGGAAAAUGUGAAGAAAUCCAAGGGGGGUGAACACUUAUGAUACCAUACUUCUCUCUGUCCCAGGCCCAGGUUAAAAAACGUGGACCGGAGCAGUGCCCAGCACCUCGAGGUAACGGUGGGUGACCUGACGGUCAUAAUCACAGACUUUAAGGAGAAAACCAAGCCCGCCUCCACUCCUUCCAGUGUCGCCUCGGCAGACCAGCACAGUCCGAGCGGCAACAGCAGUUCUGACAACACAGAAAGGGGGGUGUCCCGGUCAUCCUCGCCGCGGGGGGAGGUGUCCUCGGUUAACGGCGAGAGUCACUAG
Molecule: messenger RNA, 8224 nt
Organism: Coregonus sp. 'balchen'
Lineage: Eukaryota; Metazoa; Chordata; Actinopteri; Salmoniformes; Salmonidae
Source: the annotation of a GenBank genome assembly